Molecule: messenger RNA, 4338 nt
Organism: Gopherus flavomarginatus (Mexican gopher tortoise)
Lineage: Eukaryota; Metazoa; Chordata; Testudines; Testudinidae
Product: zinc finger protein RFP-like
Exons: 8
Coding region: 1804-3264 (486 amino acids)
Molecular function (GO): zinc ion binding; protein binding
Source: RefSeq, a predicted model, not a curated record
AACCAUUACACAUAGUGAUUAUGAGCUCAGUGUUGACCCAAGGAGAAAAAAAUUAUGGGAAGAGACUGGAACAGCUGGAAUGGGGUGGGGGUGGGUAGGAUUGUUACUUUUCCUUCUGUCUAUGGAGUUUUACAAAGUUUAUAACUAAAAUCUUCUUUCUAGCUCUUAGCUGGUGUUUUGAAUGGGCUGGGCUGUAACCUUUAGACUGAGAUGUCAUAAAUCUUAAAAGAUUUACCAUAAAAUCACCCUUCAGCUCAAGGGUUGCUGCUGAUUAAUGAGGUGUUGCUGUUUUCAUGCCUUAUCACUAGUGCACACAAACUGACCUUAACCAAUGGAGCCCCUGUAUCCCGGCUGGUCCCAGGCAGGUGGCUAGAUAUUCAGCAAGACACAGCCAAGCAAAGGCUCCUCUGCCCACACAUUGUCACUAUCAUGACUAUAGGGGGAAGGGUAGCAACCUUUAUGUAUCCUUGGCAACUGUACUGGAUUGCCUUACCUGUUAAGCUGUUCAAAUAACCUAGUUGGCACCUGACCAGAAGGCCCAAUGAGAAAAUAAGAUACUUUCAAAUCUAGUGGGGAAGGAUUUUGUUGUUGUCCUGUGGGUUGUUCCCUCUCCGGACAGAGGAAGAAGCCAAGCAGGUACAACAUCUCCUGAAAAUAUACCUGGAAUAAUCCAUCUAAAACCACAGAAACUGUGAGUAGGGCAAGGAAAUCCAUUAGGUUGUCUUUUGUUUUGGCUUGUGAAUUUUCCUAUGCUACAGGGGUAGUUUCAUUCCUUUUUUUGUAACCGUGAAGCUGAGCCCAGAGGGGAAUCCUCUGUGUUUUAAAUCUUUUUAUUACCCUGUAAAGUUACCUUCCAUCCUGGUUUUGCAGAUGUGAUUCUUUUACUUUUUUCUUUAUAAAUAAAGUUCUUCUUUUAAUAACCGGAUUGAUUUCAGUGUCCUGAAGACAAAGGGUCUGGUCUGUGCUUACAUUGCUAAGGCAACUGGUUGAUAGUUUAUUCUCAAGCCUCCCCAGGAAAUGGGGUGAAGGGGCUUGGGGGAAUAUUUUAGGGGGAUAAGGAUUCCCAGUAACCCUUCCCUGAAUAUUUUGUGUAAAUCACUUGGUGGUGGCAGCAAUAUCAGACUAAGGAAUUAGUGCUUUAGAGAAGGUUUAACCUAAGCUGGUAAAAUAUAAGCUUAGGAGAUCUUUCAUUCGGGUUCCCACAUCUGUGCCCCAGAGUUCAGAGUGAGGGGGGGAACCCUGACUGUCACUGAAAUAACUCAAUGGUGUUUCGUUCCCACUUGCUGUUGUUUCAAUGCAAGUCUGUGUUUGGCUGUGGAUGCCCUCGUUGUGAAUUAAGAAUUCCUAGUUUGAUAGAGGACAAGCACCUGGGAGGUGGGAUACACAGUUUGUGUAGAUGUACAUGUUUUGAUUCUGCUGGAGCGAGCACACUACCAAUAGCAAUCUGGCUGCAGCAGCAAGAUGGCGGCUUGUGCUAGCCGCUGGAAUACAAUCCAGCCCGAUCCCCUGGACUUGUAUUGUGUAGACAGACCCUGAGUUUAAGCUUUUGUGUUCUUGUUUGGUUGUGUCCUUUCCCCCUUUUCAUUUCACUCCCUUUCUGCUUCUUUACACCCCACUGCUCCCAUUCCUUGCCUAUAGAGUUCCUGCUUCCUUCUUUCCUUAUCUUUCUCCUGCUCCUCCUUCUGACCUCUCCUUUAUCUUCACUUCAUUUUGCACCUGAUAUGAGGUGGAACAAGCACCUCCCAUUAUCAGCAAAACCAUUUCUGAUGCAGAGAGAACAGAAGACCAGAGAUCCCAGCAGCCAUGGCCUCAGGGACUCCUGUACAGGAAAUCCAAGAGGAAACCAAAUGUCCAAUCUGCCUGGAAUAUCUGACAGACCCAGUGUCCAUACACUGUGGGCACAAUUUCUGCCGAGUCUGCAUUACUCAGUACUGUGGUACAUGGACAAAGGGGGACUAUGACCCUGUGUGCUGCCCCAACUGCAGAGCCCGAAUCCAGGAAGUGAGUCUCCGGAAUAACUAUCAGCUAGCAAAUAUAGUGGAAAAAAUCAAACAACUAGAUUUAAAACCAGGAAAAGAGAAUUUGUGUGAGAGUCACGACAAAUCCCUGGAUCUGUUUUGUGAAGAGGACUUGGAAGCCGUGUGUGUGGUUUGUGAGAGAUCCCCCAAGCACAGAUCUCACACGGUGCUUCUCAUGGAGGAGGCUGCCCCGAAAUAUAAGGAAAAAUGUCAGGUGCAUUGGAAGACUCUGAGGAAAGAAAGAGAAAAGUUGCUUGGAUUUAAAGUGACUGGAGAGGAGAAAAGCCAGGAGUAUCUGAAACAGAUACAAAAGGAGAGGCAGAAGAUCGUUUCUGAAUUUCAGCAACUGCUGCAGUUCCUGGAGGAACAAGAGCAACUCCUGCUGGCCCAGCUGGAAAAGCUAGACAAGGAGAUUGUGAAGAUACAGAAUGAAAAUAUCACCAAACUCUCUGAGGAGAUUUCCCGUCUCAGUGAGCUGAUCAGUGAGAUGGAGAGGAAGUGUCAGAAACCAGCAACUGAAUUCCUGCAGGAUGUCAGAAACACUUUGAGCAGGUGUGAGAAGGGGAAGUUCCAGCAGCCAUUGGAGAUUUCUCCUGAACUGGAAAAGAGACUCAGUGACUUCUUCCAGAAAACUAUUGCUCUAAUGAAGACUCUGAGGAAAUUCAAAGCUACUCUGCCAUCUAUACUGGAGACAAAAAGAGGAGAAUCCCUGGGAUCACUCAGACUGGUGAAUGUGACUCUGGAUCCAGACACGGCUCAUCCCCAACUCGUCCUGUCUGAGGAUCGGAAAAGUGUGAGAUGGGAAGACACAGCACAGGAUCUGCCCCACAAUCCUGAGAGAUUUGACACUAACCUCUGUGUGCUGGGCUCUGAGGGUUUCACCUCAGGGAAACAUUACUGGGAGGUUUCAGUGGGGGAUGGGCUCUACUGGGCUGUGGGGGUGGUCAAAGAGUCUGUGAGCAGGAAAGGGCGAAUCAGCUGUAACCCUGAGAAAGGGAUCUGGGCUGUGGAGUGCUGCUGGGGUCACUGCCAGGCUCUCACCUCCCCUGAGACCCCCCUGCCUCUCGAUCAGGUCCCCAGCAGGCUUGGAGUAUACCUAGACUGUGGACGGAGGCAGGUGACAUUUUUCGAUGCUAGUGACGGGGCCCCAAUCUUCGCUUUCCCACCGGCCUCUGUCACUGGGGGGAGAAUCCGCCCCUGGUUCUGGGUGGGGUGGCCGGGAUCUCAGCUCAGACUUUGGCCCUGAGACACAUGGCAAAGGGGAACAUCCUACUGGGGACCCUGAAACCAGCCUCUCUAGCUUCAUGCAGUGUAGCCUCUACUGUCUUGAGGCAGGGGUCUCUGAUCUGUCAAACCAUAGAGAGCAAGGAGUGAUGGAGGCAGAGAAGCCAACUUCAUUGCCCCAAGGAUUUUGCAGCCUGUUUGUCACUGUUCUCCUGUGAUCCAGGAUGACUCUGUAGAUCUGGGCUCAGAUAGUGUCAUUGAAAAUGGGGAUGGGGAGGUGGAGGGAUAAGAAUGAAAACAAAAUGGGCUUCUCUAGCUACUGUCAUCCAAGUCUCUGUGACCCUCGAGGACUUCCAUCUACCCAGUCCCUGGCUCUUCAUCUCUAUGACCCAUGGAAGCUCCUCCUCCCUCCCUCUAUGUAGCACCAAGGAUGGGAGGUGGAGGGGCUGAAGAACCUGUGGGGCUGCAGGAGCAGAGGAGCCCCAAGGGACAGAUGUGAGGGCUGGACACGGAGCAGAAUUAACAGCUGGGCUGGGGACAGGCAGAUGUGGGGGUGGUAGGGAUCCAGAAUUAAUUAAUCAGGGUUUGGGGAGUUGGGGAGAAGCUGGAUGCUCCGCAGCAGCAGGGAGGGUUUUGUACUGAUCAGUGAUGUUUUAUAAAUCUUCAUCCCUUUUGUGUUCCCUUUCCUUUCAUAUUGUUCAUUUUUUACUCACCAUUGUCUAGCACUCAUUUCCCAAACCUGUUGAUUUCUGUGUGUCUCUUCCACUCUCCUCUGGUCUCUGUCACAGAUCAUUCCCCAUAUUGUUCUCCAUUCUUUCCCCUGAAUUUGUCCCUUCCCCUCUCAUGGCCUCUGGCUGUUUCGCCUUUCACCCUUUCUCCAGGACACACUGUUCAUUUUGUUUUACUUUAUCUUUUCCUUUUGUUUAUUCUAUUCUUUCUGGUUCAGUCCCUCCUCCUCCCCCCCCCGGCUAGGUGAGUCUGUAACUCAUUAAUUUCAUAUGUUACUUCCUUGAUUUUGUUGCCAUUUUAGUAUUAUUAAAAAAAUGAUUCCAAAAUCUGAGGGUCUCUUUUUCAUUAUUGUGCGUAUUGAAGCUGC